CCUUGGAUCAAAGAAUAUGAGAGAGAGAGAGAGAGAGAGAGGGAGAGAGAAGUGGAUUUGGAUUGAAUGAAAAGGAUUUGGUUUUGAAUUGUUUUUGUAUGAACUCAACACCGCACUGCAUCUAUUGCUUCCUUCUUAAACCCCUUCUUUCCUUCUCCCACCAUGCUAUUCUCUUCACUCGAAGGUAUCCAAACACCACUUCAUAAGCCUUCUUUCUCCUCUUCUUCCUGCUCGUUCUCUUCGGCUGCCGGUAUUCUCCUGAGGAGAAAGUGAAUGGGGGACCAUUUUGUGUUGUUGGUGGACCGCUUGCUCACGGAGUCGACCCUUGAAGCUGCCAUAGGAAGGAUAAAUCAGGGGUCAAACACACCAAUUGCUUCAUUGUCAACAGUGGAGAAGGAAACUGAUCUUUCUCCUAAGAAGAAACAUGUUGGGGAUGGGGUGUUCACUGGUAAAUUGGUCGAGUGCCGAAUCUGCCAGGAUGAGGAUGAGGAUGCUAACAUGGAGAUUCCCUGUUCCUGCUGUGGAAGCUUAAAGUAUGCUCACCGCAAGUGUGUGCAGAAGUGGUGUAACGAAAAAGGUGACACCACAUGCGAGAUAUGCCUUCAGCAAUUUCAGCCAGGUUAUACGGCCCCUCCUAAGUUGUUUCUUUAUGGGACUACUCCUAUGAAUUUCAGGGGAAACUGGGAGAUUUCAAGGCGGGAUAUCCACAAUCAUCAAUAUAUAACAAUGACCCAAACUGACCGUGCUUUUCUGGCAUCCAGCUACUAUGACCAUGCAGCUUCAAACACUAGAAGCAUAAUGUAUUGCCGCACAGUGGCUGCCACAUUCAUGGUUAUUUUGGUUCUUCACCAUUCUCUCCCAUUUAUCGCGGGUGGAGCUGAGCAGUAUUCGAUCCCGCUUUUCACACUGUUGCUCUUGAGGAUUGCUGGCAUCAUCCUACCUCUCUACAUUAUGUUGAGAGCACUUACCACAUUUUACCAACGGCAACAACUGCAGGAAAUGCAAGAAUCUUCUCUUUCAGCAUCGGAAAGAGAGGAUGAGCAUCUGCACCCUUCUUCACAAUCGACUCAACCUCCAUCGCAUCUUAUCCACAUUCAUUAACCGAAAUGCCUUUGGGCACAUAAGUUAGUCCUGUGAUAUUCUUGUUGUAUCUCUGGUGAUGCAAAAAACUGUCGGUUUUGCUCAUUCCCAAACUGAAGAAGGAAAAUGGAAUAAAACAGAAGAGAGGGAAAAACUUAAGUCCCGCAGCUAGUAAAUUUACCACCGAAGCUUCAUUUAGUUUCCAGGAGCUUUAUAAUACUUGCAUAGCAAAGAGGUAUCAAAAACUGUAAAUAGUAUGUUAGGUAGUUUCACCCAACAUAAUGGUGCCACUCUCUUCGAGUCCAUGAAGAUGAAGUGUGGUUAUGUAUGUGAUGAAAUGUAUGAAUUGGCUACACCCUUAUAAAUGUUGUGUUCUUGUAAAUAAAGUCACAAUCUAUUCAAUUA
Molecule: messenger RNA, 1485 nt
Organism: Musa acuminata subsp. malaccensis (wild Malaysian banana)
Lineage: Eukaryota; Viridiplantae; Streptophyta; Magnoliopsida; Zingiberales; Musaceae
Biological process (GO): protein ubiquitination
Cellular component (GO): membrane
Molecular function (GO): zinc ion binding; ubiquitin-protein transferase activity
Source: RefSeq, a predicted model, not a curated record